Messenger RNA from Clupea harengus (Atlantic herring), 9882 nucleotides. RefSeq names its product EH domain binding protein 1 like 1b (gene ehbp1l1b). NCBI's taxonomy places the organism in Eukaryota, Metazoa, Chordata, Actinopteri, Clupeiformes, Clupeidae. The record is from RefSeq and is a predicted model, not a curated record. Gene Ontology annotation, molecular function: protein binding.
GACGUAGGAAAUGAUGACCUGCACGGUGUUUGUACACAGGGAGUGCUCGUUCGUUCAGAUAGAUAUUCAUAAUAGUUUUGAGUUCAACCUCUACUUGCGCCGCGUUUCCUCGUUGGACUAACUCUGUAUUAUAUCACGUUUAAACCUAGUCAGUAAGACACAAGGUGGUUAAAGUUUGAUGAUUUUCAGUAACUACUGGAAUUAUUAUAGAGGUUCACAUGUUGAAUGCCAAAGCAGAUUCGGUUCCUCUUCUUCAAAUCGAUACCGUAGUUUCCGUACAUGGCCCUUCAUAUACUUGAUGGCGAUGGCGACCUUUUUGUGGAUCUUAACUGCAGGCUGCCUACUUACUGGAAUUUUUGAUCAAGGACAUACAUUGUAGGACAGUUCACAAGGAGUAUUCCCGAACACAUCAUUGGCGCACUCUUUUUCUGCCAGUCGCUGUUUGUGUGUUCAUUUUGCAUCGGAGUGAAGCGCAACAGGAAAGUGUUACAUGCUCCAGACACUAGUUUCUCCUUGUAAAUAAACGAUGACUUCUGUGUGGAAAAGAUUACAACGUCACGGCAAAAAAGCCACCAAAUUUCAGUUUGUCGCGUCUUAUCAAGAACUUGUUUUGGAAUGUACAAAAAAAUGGCAGCCAGACAAACUGAGAAUAGUGUGGACCAGAAGGAACAGACGGAUCUGCUCCAAGCUUCAUGGAUGGCAGCCUGGCAUCAAGAACCCCUACAGAGGAAUGGUGGUCUGGCCUGUGCCUGAAAAUGUGGACAUCACCGCAACCCUUUUCAAGGACCUCCAUUCAGAUGAAUUUGAAGAUAAAGACUGGACAUUUGUCCUUGAGAAUGAGUCGAAGGGCCAUCGAAAGGUGUUGGCCUCGGCCGACAUCAACAUGAAGAAGUUCGCCAGCCCUACGCCAACACAGACGGACCUGACCCUGAAGCUGAAACCGCUGUCGGUGAAGGUGGUGGAGGCCACGCUGAAGCUCUCGCUCUCCUGCGUGUUCCUCAGAGAGGGCAAAGCCACUGACGACGACAUGCAGAGUCUGGCCAGUCUGAUGAGUGUCAAGCCCUCUGACAUUGGGAACCUGGAUGACUUUAAUGAGAGCGAUGAAGAUGAGGACAAGAGAUCCAGUACUGGAGCCUCUAUUAGUGCUGCAGCACCUCCUCCACCUGUUUGCCCCGUGCACAAGCAACAAAAGAAAGCUGCUUUUGUAAAGCCUCUCUCAAUAGCCAGUGUGAAAGAGAGGUUUGGCCACGGUGCCCCCUUUCGUCUUCCUGGCACAUUAACUAACCCUGACAUCCAAACACGUCCUCCAUUGCCCACUCCGCCCUCUCCCCGUGCCAUCUUUGCGACCCGUGCCAAACCUCCGCGCCCACUGAACCCUCCCGUGCAGCCAGCACGCCCCUCCCCUGAACCCCACUCCACCACGGCUGCUUUCGGGGCCCAGCCCCCAGCACUGCCCAAAAUCUUCCAGCCCUCCUCUGGCACAGUCCCUGUCUCUUUCCCACGGAAGCCUACAAAGGCCCAGACAGUCCCCGCACUGAGCCCCGAGGCCCCUGCUGGGGUCGCCACCGUGGCCCCCGACUAUCCUCAGAUCAGACCAUGUGGCUCGUCUCUCUCUAAAUCCUCCGCCCUUCCUCUCUCUCAGCCUCCCUCACCUCCUACUGCUGCUUCCACUCAAGCAGCUCGCUCAAACAUCUUCCAGCCCAAAAUAGUCCUUACUCAGCGUCCCCCCUCUCCCCCUCUCUGCCCUCCCCCGUCUGACGCCCUCUCGGAGCGUACCGUCUCCCUGGCCACUCUCUCUGAAAAAGCCCCCACCCUCCUGAAGAUCCUCUCCGCUGGCCCAGAGCCAGUGCCCGGCAGAACGAGUGAGUGGAGGAGGAGCAGUGCCCAGACCUGCGCCCCUCUCACAGGGCACGGUCCCACCCCUAGUCUCUCCCUCUCCUUCUUCUGCCCCCCUCCCUCUGACCCUGUGGCGUCUGUCCCCUUACUAACCAGCCCCACCCUGGAGGCUCUGUGCGACCCUUUCUCCUCCUCCCCCUCUGCUUCUCCCAGCUCUUCUCUGCUCUCGCUCUCCCCUCACUCCCUGCCUUUCGCAGGCCUCCCCUCGGCGUCUCCCGUGUCUAGUCUUACUUCCACCUCCCCCUCUUUUCCUUUCCACGCCUUUGCUCCGUCUCCGGAGCUGGCUCUCUCACCUCCUGCUGAGCUACCUGCUCCUCCUUUGUCUGCUCCUGCUGCUGGCUCUGCUUCAGCAACUGCUGCCAUCUCUUCCUCUCAGUCCAGUGUUGCCCAGUCAGAGAUACACAGGGAACUCGGUACACUAACAGAAGAGGAACAGCCAGGUUCACCUACCCUUGACUCCUCCAAGGGUUCCGAUCCGUGGACGAAGGCUGGAGCGCAAGGCUCUGAGGCCAAGCCUUUAUCUCUGAGCUGCGCAGACGAGCCACACCGCUCGCCCCGCAGCAUCGGCAGCAUCAGCAUCGUGAACCAGCACACCUUACCAUCUCGGACCGGCACAGACCAGGAGAGGAGAGAGGUCACUAUAGACACAACCAAUGGCCUUGGGCGAGGAGCAUGCCCGGCAGCUGAGGACCAGGGACCCAAGGCAAUCACGCCUGAUGUUCCCCCUCCCUGGCCUUUCUCUGCCCAUGGGCUGUCAUCCGUGGCUUCAGCUACCACCGUCGCCAAAAAGAUCCAAAUCCCAACCCCUGAGGUCUUUGUGGCAGAGAAGACCCCAUUGGCAGAAGAAGAACCUGAUUUCAAGGAGCCGGCCACGGAGACAGAAAAGCCCAGUCGACCAGUUAAAACUGAUGCGAAAGUGUCAUCACCAGACAAAACACCUUUUGUUGCCGAAAAGCCACCAUUGGCUGAGCCCGAGCCAGAUCUAGAGAGCACUGAUUUUGGAGUACUAGUGAGCCCUGUGCUGGCAGGGGGCUCAUCAGUGGGGCAGAACACUCGGGAUGAUACUAAAGCAAAGCCUGAACUCAAGAAAGAGUGUGAAAUUGCUGCGGGAAAGAAACUAGAUAAAUUGAUCCCUGAGAGAGUACCCCCUUGUGCUGACCUCAACAGAUCAGACGAAGACAAGGAAAAGAUGAAAAACUUCUCAGCCCUUUCUGUCACAAAGGAGUCUAGCACUCCCAGGCCUAUGGAAGCUUCUAACAAUCAGCGCGAUGUUGCUCCUGAGACAAACAUCUCAAAAGAAAAACGACCACCAUGGGUUCAGCAAAUAUAUCCCUCCAACGAAGGAAAGGGCCCAAGGGACAGUGAUCACAAACAAAGCCCUGCUAGAAUCCCACUGACUCAAACUGACUCCGUGGAGCAACACAUAAACGCCAAUGAGAACAAGCUAAGGUCAGGACCGGAGAAACAAGAUGUUGAACAGAAGAAGGCAACUGAUAGUGUUCUUGAUGAAGGCAUAAGAGAAAUGGCUUCAACUGUUGAGUCCCCUCUACUAGCAAGCAAACAGGGCACUAGCAAAAAAGUAGAAGACUCCCAAAAGAGUCCUGAGUUGCCAAAUCAGGCGACCCAAACAGAAGAACCCAGUCAACCCAAAAACAGAGACACCCAUGCACGCAAUUUACCAAAGCCCCUGGACCUUCUACCCUCUGCCAUAGAAUCCACUUCUGAGAUAUCACAGCACACUGCUAGAAGUGAGAUAACCAUGAAAAAGUCUGUGAGAAACAAAACGGGAGCCAUACAUUUGGAUAUGCUAGCCUCUAAACAGGAAGCAGUCCGUGCUGAACGUCCCCUUUGGGCUGCCCUUGAAGUGAAGAGUAAGGAAUCUGUUCCAGCACCGGUAAUUAGCGAUACUGUUCCAGAGAAGCUGCCUGAUGGCAAACAGGAGAGGUUAGAUGUGGUCUCAGCUGCAUCAGAAGUGGAAUCCAUAGAAACAAGACCAAUCAAAUCCAAACCUGUCCUAUCACAUGUCCAAGCGGUAGAAGUCAGCAAAAUUGAGGAUAACCUCAAAGAUUUCAAGUUCUCUGCUCACCUGAAGAUGCCAUCCCCCAAAUCCAGACGACUAGAUACCCUACCCUCUGCCGGAUCCCAACCUCCCACUGCAAAAACUAGCGCCAAGAGAGCAAAGCUACCACUAGAGAAGCUUCUCCCAGCGAACACGAGUAUGCCCUCUCCUGUCGAGGCUGACCAUAGUGAGCCAGAGUCAGAGGAUGUGAAGCCUCUUCACAUAGUGGAGACUCCCACUAAAGAAGAGAGGCCUCUAUGGGCAGCUGUAGAGGAGAAAGCCAAAGAGAGAGGCCAAGAGGCCGAGGGCCCUGGCUCACUGGAGGAUAUGAGUUUAUCCCUGGGAGGGGGAAUGUCUGAACAAGAGGACGUUCUUCACAUGAAGACACGAAAGACGACUUCUUGUUUCCCAACACCUUUGGAUACAUUAGACAAAAAUACACCUCCACCGGCCUACAAAAAUCAAACUGACAGUGUCCCACCAAUCACUUCUCAAACUACUUCUUACUUUGAGCUGUCGACUGAGGAAUUCUAUCCAGAUAGCGAAGGCAGUCCCAACAAAACCUCAUCCGAACCAGAUCUUAAGUCUGCAUCUUUAGAGCAGCAGGUCGAACCCAGUGAUGAGAUUAGCACUCAGAGACAUAAAGACUCUAAACUGGCUGCUGUAGGAGAGUGUGAGGGAGCGUUGGACACAGAGAAGUCACGGGAAACAACCAAAGAGAAAUCAGAGGAAUCUGAUUUCCUAGCCAGGGAAGGUGAUGUACCCUCCAUGGGUUUCAUGAGCACCAUAGUGGGUGUCCUGUAUAAAGGUUACGAGACAGUGACCUCCAUACUCCAGUAUGUCCCCUCUGAACCUGACCGUGUCAGUGUUGAUGGAUCAAGCAUUCAUGAGAGCACAGAGAUCGACAUCCUCCCGCCUGAGGAGUUCUGCGACGCUCUGGAGGAUCCCCUGUCUGAAGAUGAAUGGCAAGAACCCCCAGAUGUGCUACCAUCAGUGGUCAAAGAGCGAAGCAUCCAUAAAACCAAGUUGAUUUCGACCAGUGGGUCUACUUCCCUGAGCCUGGUAGAACGUCUGCGAAAAGCUGCAUCGGAGGAAGAGAGAGUCAAAAAUGAAUCACAAGGACAGGAACCCAGCGAUUACAAGAACAGAACCGAGCACAGUGAUAAAGAGGAUGAAAAUCUAACCUUCGCUUUGUCUAAAGUGAAGGAAAACAGAGAAGUACCUGAGACAAGCAAUGACAAGGCAGAAGCUCAAUCUCCACUGAUGGCAAGAAGAGACCUGGGUGAAAUAGGUUAUGAAGAACUCACAGAGAGAAGCACAGAGGAAGAACGUCUUGAUGGAAGAUGGAGCAAAGAAAACCGGGAGAGAAUUAUGCGGAUCCCCUCUACCAACAGCUUGGAUAACUUGACAGAGGAAGUGGAGUUUGUGCAAGGCCAAGAAGACAUGGGCACAUUUUGGGAGCCGGAUUUGUACAUGGACAGGGGCCCAGAGGACAGCCCUGUGCCUGCGGCACCACAGGCAGGUUCUCUCACUCAGCCCACUCCCACUGGUUCCUCCUCGGAGUGUAAGUCACCAUCACCUGAGCCGCGUGUGGAACCACAACCAGUCAGAUCAAAUGAAGGAGCCAGCUCUGUGGACCGCCAUAGUCUACCUGACCUGAGCAAGUCUCUACCAGAAAAGGACAAGCCUCUGCCAGAGGGUACUGUCAAUGUUCCUUCCCCUCUGAAAAAACUGAAAAAUAUCUCCAUGCCAGUACCACUCCAGGAGGUGGGGCCAAAUGUGAGGGCUACCAAAGAGCCCAAAGGGCUAGUUUCACCCCAGCGUAGCAAAGAAAAUAACAAACCCGGCUCUUUAACCCAAGACAGAGAAACCUUGCCAGAAUCUGGUGUGCUGCCUGAAGCCACAAUUAAAGCAACUGAGAAACAGAGUGGUGAAAAGGGCAACGGCGUGUCAGAGGCUACAGUAAAUCAAAUGGAGAAAGAAGCCAGGAGAUCCCCCAUCCUCGCCAUGGCAACCACACCCUUGGCCAGUGUGCUUGUAACAGCCCGAGAGGCCCACGAUGAAAAGACAUUCCAAGAGGAGAACAAGGAAGAGGAGGCUGUUUCGGGGCAAGACGUCUCUCCAAAAAGCUCUGUGGUCCCCUGGCCACUCCCCCCCUCUCAGUCUGAGCCUACAGGCGAGGGAGAGGAGGUUCCCCCCAAAACCAUUUCCAGGAUGUCCGCGGAGGAGAGUGUUCUACUGGCAAAGAUCUUCCAAAUGGGGCAGGAGUCCCCGGAGAUGCCUGUCCCUGCUCGCCGCACGAGGAAGCUGCUUGCUUACAUUGCUCCGGAUGUUGCUCCCAGUCCCAGCCCCCCACUGCCACCAGAGCCAAACGUGCCACCAGGUCUGGACGAGACUGAGAAAUCUCCUGCUGCCCCUGAACCCACGGAGGGAAAAGAGAGCCCUGUCCCAAAUACGACAAUCCGUCAGGAAACCAGCAAAAAUGGCGGGCAUGAGAGCGUCGGGCCUGUUUUGGAUGAGGAGGGACCACAGGAAAUCAAAACUGCUCUCUCAACCCCAGAUUUAUUGUUGAAUACAGUCUCAUCUUUGAGACAGGAGAAGACCACCAGAAACAUAGUCCCAUCCUCUCAGAUCACAGUGGAAGCAGGCCUCAGUUUAGAUGAGCCCAAGGACACCAUUGCAACAGUUUCCGGCACAGAGAUUAUCAGUGGCUCUGAGAACAAAGACAGUUCUGAACCAGAAGCCCAGGUUUCCCCUUGCAGUGAAAGCUUGAACAGAGACAAGGAUCAGGAGACAGGGACUGACCUGGGAGUUGUGGAGGAAGAGGAAGAUCGGGUAGAUAAGGAGGAAGAAACUCAUCAUAGAGUGCAUAGUGCACAGUGCAUCAGAGAGAAUGCCAUGGAAGAAUUAUCUCUGCAGGUGAUCAAGGAGGAACCUUCUGGUGCAGAUGCCCAGCCUGCACAGACAAGUGAUGACACAGUGGAGCCUCAGACCCCCAUCACAGAUGCAUCACUAGCCCUGGAACCUCCCAGGCGCAGUAAGAAGACUGUCCCUCCUCUUGCACUGCGUCGGGAAGUGGGGGAGAAAGAUGGCCAGCAGAUUCCCAAUCCUAUGCCCAGCCCUGGUUUGGUCAACUCUAGUAAGUCUCUAUUGGAGUGGUGUCAAGAGAUGACUCAAGACUACAAGGGAGUGAAGGUCACUAAUUUCAGCACAUCUUGGCGUAAUGGGCUGGCCUUCUGUGCAAUCCUCCACCACUUUUACCCGGACAAAAUAAACUUUGAAAUGCUAGAUCCUUACGACAUCAAAUCAAACAACAAAAAGGCCUUUGAUGGCUUUGCUGCUCUUGGCAUUGCCCGGCUUCUGGAACCCUCCGACAUGGUUCUCCUCUCCGUUCCGGACCGGCUGAUCGUGAUGACAUAUCUCUGCCAGAUCCGCGCCCACUUCACGGGCCAGGAGCUGAGCGUGCUGCAGAUCGAGCAGAACAGCAGCCAGACCAGCUACACGGUGGCAGAGCCCAGCAAGGACCCUGACAUGGAUGCCACGGCUCGCUUCUGCGCCCAGCGGCUGCAGGCUGGCACGAUGCUGGCGGAUGCCAACGGAAAGACCGGCGAGGCCAGGGAUGGCACGGAGGGAACGGUCAAGCCCUCCACCAGUCUGACGGCGCCGCCGCGGACUAAACGAUUAAGUGCGAAAGGAGAGAAGGUUAGCAGGGAAGGCGGUGAGACUGAAGGAGAGGCGCAGACACCGGUGCCUCCUCCCAGACCAAACGCUUCCGCUGCCAAGACGGGCUUCGGCCACGUGCGAGAUGCUGACCUGGUGAAGAAGCGUCGUCUGCGGAUGAAGAGUGAAUCCAUGGAUGAAGUGGACAACACAGAGGGUGGAUCACCCAACGGGGAAGAGGUUUCUAAAGGUGAGAUCACAGGAGAGGGGAAAAAUGGCUUUACACCUGGGAAAGACUCCACAGAGCCUAGUAAGGAGAACAGAGAAGCAGACGAAGAUACUCUGCACCUACAGGACACAAGUCAGUAUGUGGUGAGUGAACUGAAAGCUCUGGAGAGUGAACAGAAGCACAUUGACAACAGAGCUGGCAUAGUGGAGAGGAGACUAAGAUGGCUGAUGGAGACAGGUAGUGAUCGUGAUGAAGAGGAGAGACUGAUUCAGGAAUGGUUCAUUCUUGUAAACAAGAAAAAUGCCCUGAUCCGGAGACAAGACAACCUUGAACUCUUGCAGGAGGAACAGGAUUUGGAGACACGAUUUGAACUAUUGACCCGAGAGCUCAGAGCCAUGAUGGCUAUUGAAGAUUGGCAGAAGACCCAGGCACAGCAGCAUAGGGAACAGCUACUGCUGCAAGAGCUGGUUUCACUGGUGAACCAGCGUGACGAGCUUGUGCGAGACAUGGAUGCUAAAGAGAGAGGGGCCGUGGAGGAAGAUGAGCGCUUGGAGCGAGGCCUUGAGCUGAGACGACGGAAGUACAGCAAUAAGGAAAAGUGUGUGCUGCAGUGAAGGAACUCUGUGGGAACAAGAGUAUGAAGCUGUGCUUUAAUCUUGCCCCUUGAUACCAGCACUCCUAUCUCACACUCCUUCGAAAACCCUUUUUUCCCCUACAACUCCUCAAGAUCAGGAUUGAGGAAAUUCUUCAUUCAAAUUCUGGAGUUUAUGUGGGUUGUUUUCUGAAGUGCUGUAAUUUGUAAAUGACAAAAUAUAGCAGUUCACGGUUUUUAUUGUUACAGCACAGCAUUAGAAGCAAUUUUCAUUGUAUGUUUUUCUGGGAGAAAAUCACAAACAGUUCAUGUACAACUCCUUGUGAGUGUACAUUAUGAUGACAUGUGAUGAGAGUCACAUAGGUCACAUGAGUCUGCAUAGGUCACAACGAGGUGAAUAGAAUGUCCAAUUCAUGGACCUUGCAAGCAAGUGUCUGGAAUGUUAGGAAAAUGAAAGUGACCUUAGAAGUAUUUCAUUCAUCACAGCUGUGUGGUGGAUGUCGUCUGUACAGGCUCCUCUGGUGGAAGUUUCUUUAAAAGCUGCUCUAUCUCUCUCUUUCUCUUUCUCUCUCUCUCUCUCUCUCUUUCUCUCUCUCUCUCUCUCUCUCUCUCUCUCUCUCUCCAUUAAGCGUCCAUUGUAACCAAAGCUGUUUGUAUUGCCCUCACUUCCCAUCGUGUGCUCUGUGAAGGCAGUGUAAAUUUGGAUCUUUUGUGUUUUGUUUUUAUGUAUGUUUUUCACUGGACCUUGAUGUUGGCUUCAACAAGUGUUCUGCGUGGCCAGCUGGACAGCAUAUUAAUGUAUAUCUGACAGGGACUGUAAGUUGUUUUCAUUGAUAGAAUACAUUUCUGGAUGUGAAUGUCCCUCUCUACAAAAGACUAACUACUACAUUGGAAGAAUCAUUUAAGCCAUACACACACAUUUGUACCUGUUUCUUUAAUUGGUAAGCGUCUAUAUUUUAAUUUUAAGAAUACAUCCUUUGUUGAGCCAAAGAGACCUCUGUGACAACUGCCUGUGGCAUUGCAGUAUUUGUUGCAUCUAAAGAUAAUUAUCAUAAUUGUUUAUAUGUAAUUAUUCUGUUUCUGGUGUUUUGCUUACAAACGACAAGCCAUUUAUUUGACAUUAUCCAUAUUCUGUUAUGUUGUCAAUUUAUUCAGAACGAUGUCUCGAAAUUGCAGAAUAAGAAUCUAAAAAUGGUAUUCAAACAUGUCACAAGUUCAGGAAAAAUAAUCUACCUAUAAUCUAGUUUUUUUUUUUUUACCGAAUUACUGGAGUUUAUGUGCCUUUGUUGUUAGAUUUUUCAAAAACAACACAGAAUAGGAUGAUUUGUGGAGUAUUUGUAUUCUCCUCUGUGCCUUGUAUCUGGUUCUGUGGUACUGUUGUCAUUUUUAGGAGAAAUGUGACUAAGAAUGUUUGAAUUUAAUAAAGUUUGAUUGUUUUUAAAACUA